AAGUGUGCCUGGCUCAGAAGCCAUGUAGGCGCUGUCACAGCAGCCAGCGGGUAGUUUCUUGUGAACCUUUUCACUCAUGGGCUCUUCGGAUGUACCACACGGGUUUUCCUUUAUCCACCGCGCGGUGUUGGCAUGGCAAGUGUGCUGGGCUUCCCGGUUUUAUCUUGCUGAAGCAAUGAGGGACUCGAUGCCCGAGAUCUUCACGUCAUCUGAGACCUGGGAAACCUCAGGAGCCUCAAACAGAACUGCGAUUUGGUGGGACGAGCGCAUGCCUUGCAACCCGACGUUUUUCAUCACACAGAACGGAAAGUCUGAGUAUCGAAGACGCGGUAGCCGAUUCGAUACGAAAAGCUUCACGCAGCGCCAAGUUUGCAGAUUGGCUUUUUGUGCCGUCCACAAAGAUGACCAGCGAGGGGCUCCAGCUCGACGAGCUCCUCUGGAACAAGCUUGAGGAGAACGAGAACUUCCGCGUCUACAUCUACACCUACGAGAUGUCGUUGGUAAACCCUGUUACUGGGAAGUGGGGCCCGUUUUAUACUGGUGUGGGCGGUGCUUUGCGUGAUUUUGCGAAGCACGAUAGGUCGAAAAACCGAGUCUCCGUUUUGUUUGCGUCUGGACGCGAGGGCAAAUUGGAGCAAUACUGGAGUUGCCACAUGAAGGUUGUUUCGAUCGAUGACACGGAAAUGUAUCUUGGAGGAGUGGAGUGGCUCGACGAUCGCUUGUCGUCGUUCAAAGGGUACGGCAGUUGGAUGGAUCUGCAAGCACACAUUCCUGGCGGUGAGACCGUGGCGCACUACACUGAGGUCUUCGAGAGCAUGUGGCGCACAUUUUGCGACGACCCCUCAAAGCCAGCCGACUCAGGCUCUUGUGACACGGCGACCCUCGUGGGCCUGCACGUGGACAAGAACUUCCGACCAAGGGAGCCUGGACUGAAGGCCAAUCGCCUUCCUGCCACCGCCAGAUCGACACUCUGCUCUCUGGAGCUCUCUGGUGGGCAUGCACGUUUAGGGAGUGAGAUCGCCGAAGGGGGCUUGAGCAGUCACAUGGGGGAGUCGCUCGAAGGGACCAGACAUGAAUAUCAGGAAGCGAUCUACCUCACGUACGUGAAAGCCCUGAGAGCAGCGGGCACGGUAUUGAUCGAAGACCAAUACUUUUCGUCGGGAUUCAUCAACCCGUUCCGCGGCCAGGUGGCAACAAAUGUUAUCAUGAGUGCGUUGGAGGAGACUAAGUCGGCAGCCAUCAUUCUGCCUCUAUCGUCCGCCGCAGCAGUUCCAACAUUUCGAGCGAUGGUGCAGUGGAAGACGCGCCAGUGGAAUCGCUCUCACAACGUCAGCCUGGAACCGCUCGGUUGGUUUAACACAUACAAGGCUGCAGACCUUCUGAAGUUAGACACGCUGGAAGCGCCCCACGUGGACUUUUUCUUCUUGAUGCACGCUGGGGCAGACAACGAAAGCGGUGACAUUGUUUUAGACCAGAAGUUCGUACAUUCAAAGGGACUGAUUGCCCUCGGUGGGAAACUGGAGUACCCCCUUGCGGUGGUAGGGUCUGCGAACAUUAAUGACAGAAGCUUGCUUUCCAACCGCGACGCUGAAAUUUCAGUCCGAAUCGAGGGCGAUGGAGUCGUGAAUUUAUCCAGCUGCCUGCGGCACACCUUGCCAUCGUGCUGACGCAGCUUGGAACUGCAUGCAGGCUGGUGCUGCCGAGUUCUUUAAACAGGCUCGGUAUCGAAACAUCUUGUGGCUGUUUCUGAAGCGGCUCUACGAUGCUGCACUGCGGCGCAGCUGUAACAUGUAGCAUUGCAUUGUUGUUUGGUUUUGGGCCGUCUUCAACCCAUCUUAUCGAGACGGGUGUCAG
Molecule: messenger RNA, 1854 nt
Organism: Prorocentrum cordatum
Lineage: Eukaryota; Dinophyceae; Prorocentrales; Prorocentraceae
Source: the annotation of a GenBank genome assembly